Messenger RNA from Maudiozyma saulgeensis, 288 nucleotides. Lineage: Eukaryota; Fungi; Ascomycota; Saccharomycetes; Saccharomycetales; Saccharomycetaceae. The record is from the annotation of a GenBank genome assembly.
AUGUCUGGUGUUUUAUUGCGGUCAAGUUUGAGUAACGUGCUGAAGACACGUAUUGGAAUCACGACAAUAGUACGUAAUGUAUUAACUAGAUCAUUUAGUCUGAGUACGUUUAAUACGAUAAAUAGAGCCACGCUAAGGUCUCCAUUGAAUUUGGUUGUUGCUACUCGUGGAUUUAAAGUGAAAUCUUCUUUGAAAAAAUUUUGUAAAGAUUGUUACAUUGUAAGGCGUAAAGGAAGAGUUUAUGUGUAUUGUAAAUCGAAUCAUAAACAUAAACAACGUUCAGGUUAA